Rubroshorea leprosula is the source of this 2879-nucleotide messenger RNA. Lineage: Eukaryota; Viridiplantae; Streptophyta; Magnoliopsida; Malvales; Dipterocarpaceae. The record is from the annotation of a GenBank genome assembly.
CUCUCCGCGAGAAAUCAAAAAAUCACUAAAAAAUUUAGUCGUCUUCCCCGUCGAUCACAACCCCGAGUCUCCUCUCCUCCCCUUUCCUCUCUCCCGCCUCGUGAUUCGCGUUGUGAUCUCUCCUCCUCUGCAAACCCUAAUUAAAACCCACUCUCCUUACCCCUUAACUCACCGAUUCCCCGAUUCUGACCUUCUUUCCUCUACCUCCAACAAUCAUCUCUUGUUCAGGGAACUGUUGUGUGUUGUUUAAGUAACCCUGUAAAGAUUGUAUCUACAGAAAAGAAUAUGCAACAAGUACCACUGGCUAGGUCUUCUUCUAAUGGAUUUGGUCGUCGAAGGGGAGGCGACAGAGAUAUGGGGACUAGGCUGGAAAGUAAGUUGCAGUCUGGAAAACCCAACCCUGCAAGGGUACCAAGUGCAGUUGUUGGUGGUAAGCUUGGAGGUUGUGAGAGUCCUCCCCGUGAUCGGUUGGUGUAUUUGGCAACAUGUCUUAUUGGUCAUCCUGUGGAGGUCCAUGUGAGAAGUGGAUCUAUUUUCACAGGAAUAUUUCAUGCAACAGAUUCAGAGAAAGAUUUUGGAAUCAUAUUGAAAAUGGCUCGCUUGAUAAAAGAUGGUACCUUACGAGGGGAGAAGGCUAUUGCUGAGUUUGUUAGCAGGGCUCCAUUAAAGACUUUAAUCAUACCUGCAAAGGACCUUGUGCAAGUUAUAGCAAAGGAUGUCGCUGUUACCAGGGAAGGCUUUGCUAGUGAACUCAGGCGUGAAAAGCAGCAAGAAAUAAUGACAGACUCUGUUAUAUCACAAUCUCGUCAUGUUGAGGUGGGAAGAGAGUUGGAACGCUGGGUCCCUGAUGAAGAUGAUCCACAGAAUCCAGAACUAGAAAAUAUUUUUGACUGCCCUCGGAAUAGGAACUGGGAUCAAUUUGAGACAAACAAACUCCUUUUUGGGAUAGAAAGUACCUUCAAUGAGGAACUGUAUACAACAAAGCUUGAAAAAGGUCCUCAGAUGAGAGAGAAGGAAAGGGAAGCAAUGAGAAUAGCCAAAGAGAUUGAGGGUGAAGAUACCAAGGAUCUUCAUUUAGCAGAGGAAAGAGGCCUUCAUCUUCAUGAUAAUCUUGAUAUUGAUGAAGAAACCAGAUUCUCUUCAGUGUACAGGGGCAGAAGGGUUGAUGAUAGUGGAUAUGAUGCAGAUGAGGAGAUAUUAUUGGAUUCACGCAAUAUUGAAACUUUUGGUGGUUCAUCUGCUUCUGUUAGUAAUAGGCCUACAGAUUUCCCCGGUUUAAAGGGCACUGAAAGAGUUGUUGUGCCAUCAAGCCCUUCCAUAAUGGAUGAGGCGCCAUCUUUACAAUCUACAGGUGAUGUGGAUAUAAACCAUUCUGGCUCUAAUGAUCUUGGCAGACAGCUGGCAUCUGAACUUCCUUUUAGAAGUAACUCUGAAAGUGAAAGCAGGAUCCAGGACAAUUUGCUUGAUGAUUGUGGAGGAAGUAGUGAUCCUAAAGAUUCUGUAGAAAAGCAAUCUUCAACUGAGGAUUCCAACUUGUCAAUCUCUAUGGAUUCUGAAUCAUUAUUAAUUGACAAGACUGACAGCUGCAAUAAAGGAGGGCUAUCCGCAAAUGCCACUACUUCUGUGUUGCAUGUUUCAUCAAAGGGUGGUGAAAAACAGAGCUUGAGUGAAGUCUCACAGGGCCCUGCUUCCAGCAAAGUGCCUGGUGAACUGCCAGUAAAUUUUCAUGGACGACCAGGUAGUUCUACAUCAUCCAACUCAGAUCGUGUUGGUGCUACCUCAGCUUCUAGUGGUCCUGGCUUAUCACCAAGUUCAUCAGUGGGUUCAUUAUCCUCAGAGAAGUCAACACUAAAUCCCUAUGCAAAGGAAUUCAAACUCAAUCCUAAUGCUAAGAGUUUCACCCCAUCUCAUCCGACUGUUAGGUCUCCAUCACCAUUGGUGGUAUCUGAUGGUUCCUUCUAUUAUUCGCCUAAUUUGUCUUCUGUAACACCCAUGCAAGGGAUGCCUGUUGGUUAUGGAAUUGGAACAUCAUUUGGUGCACACCCGCCUGUUAUAUUUAAUCCAGCUAUGGCACCAAUGCAAGCACCACAACCAUAUUAUAAUCCAAAUGUACCUCAGCAGAUGGUUCUGGCCCAACCUAGGCAACUCAUGUAUGUGCAAAACUACCGACCUGUAAGUACCUUAACAUUGUAUUUAGUUUGCUUAUUUGUUCAUUUCCUACCUAUUUUACUUGGUGAUUAUUAAAUCUUUCAUAUGAGACAAUUCUUGGAGAAAACUACUAUUUCUUGGUUCUGUAGUAAAGGCUGAUUCCUAAACUACUCUUCCUUGUGUAAAAGAUGUUAUCUUUUUGAACUGUGAUUUUUUUCUGGUUUUGGGGAAGGGAGAAUAGGUUGGUGAGCAUUGUUGGAUACUUGCUUUUGUUUCUCAAUAUAGAAAAUUGUGCAUCUUAGGGUUCCCCUGGAAUUGAAACAAUCUUUGCAGGAAAUGCGACGGGAUUAUUAGCCAGUUAGCUCAUUGAUAGCAUUCAGUUGUGAUCGGCUCUGCUCUUAAAACAAUAAACAUCUUGGAGACUGCUUGGAUCAAUUUUCUCACAACAAAUCCAGGCAGCCCACGAAAGACCCUAUAGUUCCUUGAUCCCAACAUUCUCUGAGGAAUUGUUUUACAGAUCCUUGGAGAUAAUUUGGUAACCCUGUAUGCUUCAUUCAUACCAUGACUUAAGAAUUGUAGAAUUUGGUAACUAACUUGUACUUCCUGAUUGUUGUUUAAUGUUAACAGUGUUGGAUCAGUUGGCAUUUUGCUCCAUAAAUUGUUAGUCUUUUUGUGUCGCUUAGUUUGCAUUUCUGAGAUAUAGAAGCAACUUACAGCCAUUAGCUUGUUAA